This is a messenger RNA of Nakaseomyces glabratus, 726 nucleotides long. RefSeq lists its product as uncharacterized. The record is from RefSeq and is a predicted model, not a curated record. Lineage: Eukaryota; Fungi; Ascomycota; Saccharomycetes; Saccharomycetales; Saccharomycetaceae.
AUGAGCAAGAUCAACGAAGACAAAAAGAGAUAUGCUAUAUCAUUGACAGAGCACAAUGGAAUGAUCAGCGCUACUAUUUACAAAAAGACGUAUCUUAGAGAUCAAUUGCUCAAUGGGAUAUGUGUGAUAGUGGUUGAGCUGCUCUUUUAUCAUUUUUUACAGGAUCAAGUGGUGUCUCUGCUCCGUAAAGCCAGUUUACCUGGAGACUGCAGACUACACCGGCUACUAUUAUCACUACUAUGCUUCCACAUACUAAAUACGAAGCUGGUAAUCACCAUCGAAACCGUAACUGUUAUUCCAAAACUUGGUGUGCAGAUAUCGAAAUGGCAUAUCCAAUCGAUCUCCUGGAAAGCAUUGCAACUAUGGUACGACCAUCUAUCUUCAAGCGACAGUACAGCAUCAACGGCUGCGUUCGAGACUAUUGCCCUGGCGGCAAGGACCAACACCAAUAGCAAUGAAACCACAUUCAUACCACGUGACAGAGUUGUUGAUAUAAUAAUACACGAGACUUUUAGCAAGACUGGUUUCGGUGUCAGCAGUCACCUGUCAAUACUCUACAACGGCGACACCAGCAAUCACCACAGGACCAAGACGAGAGACAAUAACAGAGCACAUGACGGCGUAAGGGAACCAUGUCUGAGGAUUCUUUACGAGAAUGCACGUGUGCGUUUACCUGACCAGAUUGCGCUAUAUAACAAGCUCCAACGUGCCCUACAUGCCAAGUAG